AUCACAAUUGUGGAGCGCUUGUUGGGCAAAAUGCACAAAUUUCGUGGCGGACGUACAAAAAAUCACAAUCAAGGGAGGCGAUCACGGCCUGCAACAAGGGAGGAUCGCCAUUUGGCAGAAACACUCUCAGAGCUCGCGGUGAGAAGCGAUGACGACGACGACGACGACGAUUCCGGUUCAGAGGCCGCUAGCGGAACGGAGUCCGGUGAUGAGCAGAAAAGGAAUAAAUUCGAAUUCGUUGGCAAACCUCCAAAGUUCCCCGUCAGCAUGUGGGACUUGAAGCACUGUGACCCAAAAAAAUGUUCCGGCAGGAAGUUGGCCCGACACGGGCUGAUAAAAAGUUUACGUCUAGGUCAAAAGUUUCCAGGCCUUGUGCUAACACCGGUGGGCGUGAACUGUGUCAGUCCACUCGACAGGGAAAUUAUCAAAACUGCCGGGAUAGCCGUCGUCGACUGUUCGUGGGCAAGGCUCGAUGAAACACCGUUCCACAAAAUGCGAUCACCAAAUCCGCGACUACUACCGUUCUUAGUGGCCGCAAAUCCCAUCAACUAUGGGAAACCGUGCAAGUUGUCGUGCGUAGAGGCGAUUGCGGCAUCCAUGUAUAUCACCGGUUUCAAAAAGGAGGCACUGUGGUAUCUUAACAAAUUCUCGUGGGGGCACGCAUUCGUGGAGUUGAAUCAAGAGCUACUGGAUGCGUACGCGGAAUGUGCGAAUAGUAAAGAAAUUCUAGAGGCGCAGCAAAAGUACCUCGAGGCAGAAACCACCGUACAGUGUGAUCGCAGCUUCCCCAGCAGCGAAUCGUCGGAAGAAACAGAAAAUACGGACAGUGAUGAUGAAGUAAACGAAGACAUCGACAAAACACUAGAAGAAACCGAAACUGGGUCGAAAUCCGAUGAAGCUUUAAUAAAGACAUGA
Anopheles bellator is the source of this 915-nucleotide messenger RNA. Its product is annotated as 18S rRNA aminocarboxypropyltransferase. The record is from RefSeq and is a predicted model, not a curated record. Lineage: Eukaryota; Metazoa; Arthropoda; Insecta; Diptera; Culicidae. Gene Ontology annotation, molecular function: rRNA small subunit aminocarboxypropyltransferase activity. Gene Ontology annotation, biological process: maturation of SSU-rRNA. The coding region runs from base 31 to 915 and encodes 294 amino acids. The transcript has 3 exons.